AAUUUGAGAUAAGACUCUAAUUGAUUACAAUUUUCUACUUCUGGUGAAAAAUAUUAGGAGUAAAUAGAAAAAAUAAUUACAGGGAUUUGAUUCUUUUUUUCCUUCUUCUAAUUGUAUUACUUUGUUAAUAACGGAACUGAAUAUUCAUUCCCUCUGUUUUGUGUUGUGCUCACAAUUUGAGUUUCUUUCUCUUUCUCUCGGUCUGUCUCUCAUCCAUUCAACCUUUAUUUUUUUUCUUUGUCUCUCUCAUUUUUGAGUGAUGAAUGUAUUAUUCAAUAGUAACAAAACGUGUCUUGUAAAUUAAAACCCUUUUUAUUUUUUUUUCGUCUGAGAUAAAAUGGAUCGUGGCAUCAAAAUCUAAUCCUUUUUUUUUGUUUUCUUAUAUUACUGUUUCAUCAUCAGCUCAGCUGUAGUAAUUUUUUUAUUUUAUUUUAAUGGCGGAAGCAAACGAGAGGAGUAGAGAUAUGGGGAGAAGUAACAGUUGUGUGUUUCCUAGAGAUCUGCUUCAGAGGUUUAUCUCUAACUCUGUUGAUGAUGAAGACGACGAGGAAGAGGACGAGGAGGUUGAGUUGAAUCUUGGUUUAUCUCUUGGUGGGAGAUUCGGAGUUGAUAAGAGUUGUAACAACAAGCUCGUGAGAUCUUCUUCCGUUGUGGUGACGAUGCCUCUUUUCCGGGAGGUUCAUCGUCAAACCACGACGACGACGACGGCGGAGAGAACGUCAACAGCGGCGGCGGCGACGACUACGACGAGGGGUAUGGGUUUGAUGAGAACGACGUCGUUGCCGGCUGAGUCGGAGGAGGAGUGGAGGAAGAGGAAAGAGAUGCAGACUUUAAGGAGAAUGGCUGCUAAGCGACGGAGAAGCGAGAAGCUUCGUAGCGGCGGCGCCGGAGGAGGAACUAACCCGGAAGAAGCUGGGACCGCCGCCGCCACCACCACUUCGAGGCGGAGAGGUAGACCAUCUUCAGGACUUCCACGGUGGUCUGCUACGGCUGACAAAAGCGGGCUUUUACGGCAGCGUAGUGGUGUUCUUGAAGGCUCCCUUGAGUCUCAAGGCGGAGGAGGGGGUUCAUCUAGCGUCUCCGAGUUAGAAACUAAAGCUUCGAGUGAUGAAGCAAGAAGUUUACCAUCAUCGACAACACAACAACCACAACAACAAGAAGCAACAACAAAGCCAACAACGAAUCGGCUGAGAAGAUUGAGUUCAGUGGACAUGAACAUGAAGAUGGAGCCACAAGGGAAAGGGAAGAGUGAGAUGCCAUGUGUGUUCACCAAAGGAGAUGGUCCUAAUGGGAAGAGAGUUGAUGGGAUUCUUUAUAGAUAUGGUAAUGGAGAAGAAGUAAGGAUCAUGUGUGUUUGCCAUGGCGAUUUCUUGUCUCCGGCUGAUUUCGUUAAACACGCCGGUGGUCCUAAUGUAGAACACCCUCUUAGGCACAUUGUUGUCAACACUUCUUCUCCUUCUAAUAAUCUCUUUUAAUAGACCCAAAACCCCUCUAACCAAACCCACUCUUGUUUAGAGAAACAUGUUUUUUAAGAGUCUUGCCAUGUCCCAAAUUUUAAGUUAUAUAUGUAUUUUUUUUACUACAUUAUACAGAGAGAGUUAAGGAGAAACAUUAUUCAUAUCAGUUUAAGAGAUUAGAAUGAGAAUAACAUUUUGAUGUA
Messenger RNA from Camelina sativa (false flax), 1660 nucleotides. RefSeq names its product ninja-family protein AFP1. The record is from RefSeq and is a predicted model, not a curated record. Gene Ontology annotation, cellular component: nucleus. Lineage: Eukaryota; Viridiplantae; Streptophyta; Magnoliopsida; Brassicales; Brassicaceae. Gene Ontology annotation, biological process: signal transduction; negative regulation of DNA-templated transcription; response to abscisic acid.